Melampsora larici-populina 98AG31 is the source of this 1491-nucleotide messenger RNA. RefSeq lists its product as uncharacterized. Bases 177 to 1214 code for a protein of 345 amino acids. Gene Ontology annotation, molecular function: oxidoreductase activity, acting on the CH-OH group of donors, NAD or NADP as acceptor. The transcript is spliced from 9 exons. Lineage: Eukaryota; Fungi; Basidiomycota; Pucciniomycetes; Pucciniales; Melampsoraceae. The record is from RefSeq and is a predicted model, not a curated record.
CCGGGGUGCUGUUGUUUGUAGCACCACUUUGAUGAGCACUUUAGAAACUUAUCACAGCCGGUAUCAAGAUACAUAUAUAUAAUUAUCAAAAGUCAUUUUGUUUUUUUCAUUUAUCUUUACAUACUUUUCAAGCAUUCGAAAAUCAAAAUCAGAAUCAAACCAAAUUAAUCAUUUCAAUGGGUUCUUAUUAUAGGAAAUCUAUCACAAUCGAUAUACUCUUCACAGUAGCCAAUCGAACAUUCCUUUCCCCAUUUUUUUCCCUAUGGAUCCCGAUCAUAGCAAGUCUACAAAAAACCUCAUCCGCCUCCGAUCAAUUCUAUCAAUCCUCAAUUUAUUUUUUAAUAAUUGUUUCAAUUAGAUGGUUAUUGAAUUAUUCUUCUUUAGCUUGGUUAAAUAAAACUUGGAGAAUUGGUUGGGGUGAUAGGAUCGAUUGGGAUCAUCAGAUUGUUUUGGUGACAGGUGGUUCGGAUGGGUUGGGUAGAGUGUUGGUCGAAACUUUGGAUCUUAAGAAUAUUACGCUCGUUGUUUUGGAUCUUAAACCUUUUACUACUAAUCCAUCGGAAUCAGAUGUUCAUUACUAUCAGUGUGAUGUAUCGGAUCCGAAAGCUGUAGAAGCUGUAGCCGAUCGAAUCAAAGCCGAAGUAGGAGAUCCAACGAUCAUCAUCAAUAAUGCUGGAGUAGUAAAUGGAAAACUAAUUGUCGAUCUUAAUCCAAAUGAAGUUCAGAGGAGUUUUGGAGUGAAUGUGAUGUCACAUUUUUACCUUUUGAAGGCUUUCUUACCCAAGAUGAUCGAACUAAAACAAGGACAUAUAGUUACUGUAGCUUCAGUCUUGGGUACUAUAGGUGUCUGUCAAGCUUCAGAUUAUUGUGCUUCAAAAGCUGCUUGUUCAAGUUUACAUGAUUCUUUAAGACUCGAACUCGAUCAUAGACAUCAAUGUUCAGGAGUUCGUACGACUUUAGUAAGUCCAGGUAGAUUAGAAACCAAAAUGUUUGGAGCGCUCAGACCCCAAAACCGAUUUUUGUUCCCCCAAGUAGCACCUCAUGAUCUUGCCAAACUGAUCAUCCAAACCUUGGAUUCAAAUGAAGGCAAAGAGAUUUGGGUACCUGUUUAUUCUAAGUUGACUUGGGUCUUUAAAGGGUUUCCGUCUUGGGCGAAAGAUUUGGCUCAUUGGUUUGCUGGAUCGAAUGAAGCUAUGAUGGAUUUUCAUCCUUGAGAAAUAGAAAUCGGUUUGAGGAACGGUCGGCUUGCGUUUGGUUGGUUUCUUCGGUUUGGGAGCUACUUUUUUACCGUUCGAAGUUUGGGUGUGUGUGUGUGGGUUUGUGGAUAUAUCUUUUUAGUUUAUUUAAGAAAGUAGGAUGGGUGCAUAUGUGGAUCAUGAGGUAUACAUCGUUGCAUUAUAUUGUUGAAUUGUUGGAAAACACAAUGGGUUUAGCAUUGAAAUUUGUGACAGAAAAUUUAUGGCUUUUUGAGCAGAGACACCUUUGAAGAUU